AUGAGUUUAAAAGGGAAAAAAGUACUCCUCUUAAUUGACAAUUGUACUGCUCAUAAAACAAAAAAGAAAUUCAAUUCUAUUAAAGUAGAAUUUCUUCCACCAAAUACGACUUCACAACUUCAGCCAAUGGACCAAGGUAUAAUACAGAACUUUAAAAUAUUGUAUCGUAAAGAAGUUAUUCGCACAAUGGUUAAUGAUAUCGAUGAAGGUAGAUCUUUUUCGAUAAACUUGUUACAAACUAUGCGAAUGUGUUAUAAAGCAUGGGAAAAUGUCGAGAAAAAUACAAUUGUUAAUUGUUUUAUUAAAUCUGGAAUUUCAACUAAGGAAAAAGAAAUCAAAUAUACUCAUUUAGAAAGCGACGAUGGAGGUUCCGAUUGGAGACUUAUAGUAGAUCACUAUAAAUUAGAACCAGAAAUUACAUUUCAUACAUUUACUGAAAUAGACACUAAUAUACAUACAACUGGAGUAUUAAGUGUGUAA
Molecule: messenger RNA, 480 nt
Organism: Acyrthosiphon pisum (pea aphid)
Lineage: Eukaryota; Metazoa; Arthropoda; Insecta; Hemiptera; Aphididae
Product: tigger transposable element-derived protein 6-like
Exons: 1
Coding region: 1-480 (159 amino acids)
Cellular component (GO): nucleus
Molecular function (GO): DNA binding
Source: RefSeq, a predicted model, not a curated record